CGGGUGAAACUCCAUUCAUUCUGCCUCGGACUUCCUCCUGCAGUGAAGUCCGAGUGGAUGUUACGUCUUCAGGAGUUUUUUUUUGUUUUUUUUCACAGCCUCGGCCAAGUGUUGGUGCGCCCUGGUUCGGGCCUGAGGAGAGGCUUACACGGAGGUUUCUGUGGGGAGCAGAGGGAGCCAGACAGGCGACAGUCAGCGCUGUCUUGGCCUCAGGGCAGAGGCAGGGAGAGAGCGGGCGAACCAAUGAGAAGGAGACAUCCACUCCCCUCAGUCCUGCCCGGCUUGGCUCAACUCGGCGCACCCUGUAAUUAGGAGCUCUGGGUUGGGCGCCGCCACCGUGGACAGCCUGGCUGCUGCGUCAAGUCAGUUUGGGAACGCCAGCUCCACACUGACUGUGGACCUUUGAGCACGGCAGCCACAGAGACAACUCCAGAGAAGAAGAAGAAGAAAGUGGGUGAAAAUGAACGGGCAGUCCUCACCUGUGUUCGAGGAGAAGAAGCCUGCGCUUCCCGUGGCUCCGAGCUCCAUCUCGGCCACCAAGGAGUCCCCGACCCUGCCGGAGUCCUCAUCCACAGACAUGGGCUUCUACGGCCAGAGCGCGCUCCACGGCUCCCAGGAUUUCUACCAGGCGCAGCAGCAGCAGCAGCAGCAGCAGCAGCAGCAGCAGCACUAUCCGGGUCAGCACAUGAACCCGUACGCGUACCACCACCACUACAACCUGAACGGGAUGGCCCCCGGGGGCGCGUACUCUGUUGGCAAAGCCGAGUACCCGUACCCUCACGCGGCGGCGUACAGAGAGCACGGCGCCUUCAGCCGGGAGCUGCAGACCGCGAUGCAGGAGAAUGUGAAAGAAGAGCCGGAGAUGGAGGUGCGCAUGGUGAACGGAAAGCCGAAGAAGGUGCGUAAGCCGCGCACCAUCUACUCCAGUUACCAGCUGGCGGUGCUGCAGAGACGUUUCCAGACGGCCCAGUACCUGGCACUGCCCGAGCGGGCCGAGCUGGCGGCCCAGCUGGGCCUCACACAAACACAGGUCAAAAUCUGGUUCCAGAACCGUCGCUCCAAAUUUAAGAAGCUCUACAAGAACGGAGAGUUCCCCCUGGGGGAGAUCGCUCUGGAACACAGUCCAGACGCCAGUGAUUCCAUGGCCUGUAACUCCCCCCCGUCUCCAGCUGUGUGGGAAAACAGCCGCAACAGUAACAACAACAGCAACAACGGCAGCAGCAACACCUCCACCCCCAACAACAGCAACAGCAGCAACAACGGCAGCAGCAGCAGCGACGGCAGCAACACAAAUAACAAGAGUACCGCAAUGCUGGAGCCCACCAGCAGGGUGCAGGCUUCCUACCAGGCUGCACUCAGCUCCUCGCCCACCUACAUGGGAGACUACACCCACCAGAACUGGUACCCACAGCAGGGGGCGCACUUAGGUCUGCCAGCCCCGGCGCAGACGCACCACGCCCCCCCCCCGGCCCCGUCAGCUGCACAGAGCAUGGGNGGGGGGGGGAGGGGGUGA
This is a messenger RNA of Cynoglossus semilaevis (tongue sole), 1513 nucleotides long. RefSeq names its product homeobox protein Dlx3b-like. Gene Ontology annotation, biological process: epithelial cell differentiation; embryo development; regulation of transcription by RNA polymerase II. The record is from RefSeq and is a predicted model, not a curated record. The transcript has 3 exons. Gene Ontology annotation, molecular function: DNA-binding transcription factor activity, RNA polymerase II-specific; RNA polymerase II cis-regulatory region sequence-specific DNA binding. The coding region runs from base 461 to 1513 and encodes 350 amino acids. Lineage: Eukaryota; Metazoa; Chordata; Actinopteri; Pleuronectiformes; Cynoglossidae.